ACUCAUUAACCUGCUCGACGAAGAAGAGCUGUCCGUCAGCACUGGUGCUGAAACUCUUAAAUCAAAGUGGGACGAUUUAGGCGGAGCGCAAGGAAUAAGCCGCUUUGGAGUUUCUCAGUGCUUAUUUUAACACGUACAUAUUUGUCUAUCAGACUAAUUUGGAUCAACACAGCUGGAUUGUCGUAAACGCAAUCCACUACUCCAGUACGACAAGGCACCUACUUCUGUCCCGAAUUACGGAAUCUUUAGACCACAGGUUAAUUAAAGAGGACCAUCGGAAGUGCCACAACAAUGGCUUUCAUGGUAAAACACAUGGUCGGGGGACAAUUGAAGAACCUUACCGGAGGUUUGGGAGAAGAGAAAUCCGAAGGAGAAAAGUCUGAAGCCGCCGCGCAAGGAAUGACUCAGGAAGAGUUUGAGCAAUACCAGCAGCAGUUAGUGGAGGAAAAGAUGGAACGUGAUGCCAGCUUUGCCCAGAAAAAGGCCGAACGUGCAACAGUCAGGACUCACUUCCGUGAGAAGUACAGGCUGCCAAAAAAUGAGCUGGAUGAGACUCAGAUCCAGCAGGCAGGCAGCGAUGUGGAGCUGCCCACAGAGUUGGCCAAGAUGAUUGCUGAGGACAACCAAGAGGAGGAGAAGAAACAGUCUGUCAUCGGGCAGCUGACCAAUAUUCAGAACGUGGACCUGGACCAGCUGAAGGACAAAGCCCAAUCCACACUGGAGGACCUCAAACAAUCUGCUGAGAAAUGUACCAUUAUGUGAUCUGUCUACCUCAGAUAAUACACUGUACACACAUGUGAACAUGUUCAGUAUUCAUGCAUACACAUUUAGUUCUGAGGUUAGUUUAUGAUAGACAUAUAUACAAUUGGCCCAUGCAACAAGAUAUGUACUCACACUUGUACACUUACUCAUGCUCAGAAUCAGGUGAGAUGUCAGUUAUAGACAAAUAUUUGUGUAGCCAUACAAGUGUGUAUGGAUUACACAGAUGCAAACACACUCUGAUGUAUCAUUUAGCUAGUACACAGAUAUUCAGGGGGUCUCCAAUCACUGAUAACUACACAUCU
Molecule: messenger RNA, 1064 nt
Organism: Megalops cyprinoides (Indo-Pacific tarpon)
Lineage: Eukaryota; Metazoa; Chordata; Actinopteri; Elopiformes; Megalopidae
Gene: cplx3a
Product: complexin 3a
Exons: 3
Coding region: 292-762 (156 amino acids)
Biological process (GO): regulation of neurotransmitter secretion; synaptic vesicle exocytosis; neurotransmitter transport
Cellular component (GO): terminal bouton; SNARE complex
Molecular function (GO): syntaxin binding
Source: RefSeq, a predicted model, not a curated record